Molecule: messenger RNA, 2841 nt
Organism: Arvicanthis niloticus (Nile rat)
Lineage: Eukaryota; Metazoa; Chordata; Mammalia; Rodentia; Muridae
Gene: Cd2bp2
Product: CD2 cytoplasmic tail binding protein 2
Cellular component (GO): U5 snRNP
Molecular function (GO): protein binding
Source: RefSeq, a predicted model, not a curated record
GGAGGCGGGUGCCCCGGAUGUAAUACCGGCGAAAGCACCUUUCCUUUUCUUCCCCGCACGACCCUGGCUUCCUAGCUGGAGGAAAUCUACUGUCAGUCAUGCCAAAGAGGAAAGUAACUUUUCAGGGCGUUGGAGAUGAGGAUGAUGAAGAUGAAAUCAGUGUUCCCAAAAAGAAGCUGGUGAACCCUGUGGCUGAAGCAGGUGGUCCUGGGAGCCGAUUCAAAGGCAAACACUCUUUAGACAGUGAUGAAGAGGAUGAUGAUGAGGAGGGGUCCAGCAAAUAUGAUAUCCUGGCCUCGGAGGAUGUAGAAGGUCAGGAAGCAGCUACUCUCCCUAGUGAGGGGGGUGUGAGGAUCACACCCUUCAACCUUCAGGAAGAGAUGGAGGAAGGCCACUUUGAUGCUGAUGGCAACUACUUCCUGAACCAGGAUGCACAGAUCCGAGACAGCUGGCUGGACAACAUUGACUGGGUGAGGAUCAAGGAACGGCCACCUGAUAAGCAACAGGUUUCAGACUCAGAGGAGGAAGGCAGCCUGGGCCAGACUCCAAUGAGUGCCCAGGCGCUCCUGGAGGGACUAUUGGAGUUGUUAUUGCCAAGAGAGACAGUGGCUGGGGCUCUUAGGAGGCUGGGGGCCCGAGGAGGAGGCAAAGGCAACAACAGGGGGACUGGCCGGCCCAAUUCCCCCCAGCGUCUAGACCGGCUGUCUGGGUUAGCUGAUCAAAUGGUGGCUCAAGGCAACCUUGGUGUAUAUCAGGAAACAAGGGAACGGUUGGCUAUGCGACUGAAGAGUUUGGGGUGUCGGACCCAGGGAUCCCAUGACCCCACACCUCCACCCUCCCUCGACAUGUUUGCUGAGGAAGUAGCAGAGGAGGAACUGGAAACCCCAACCGAUACCCAUAGAGAAGAAGCAGAGUCAGCAGGAGACGGUCUGAUGGAUGUGAUGUGGGAAUAUAAAUGGGAGAACACGGGGGAUGCUGAGCUGUACGGCCCCUUUACCAGUGCCCAGAUGCAGACCUGGGUGACUGAAGGUUACUUCCCGGAUGGUGUUUAUUGCCGGAAGCUGGACCCUCCAGGCGGUCAGUUCUACAAUUCCAAGCGCAUUGAUUUUGAUCUCUACACGUGAGCCCACUAAGGGCCCAGUGUGGCAGUCCCUUCUUUCUUGGACUUGACAGAGGAGGCCCAAGCUGCCCUGGGCAGUAAGGAUAUUGGAGGCUGCUACAAAGCUGUUGUCUCUUCGCUAAUAAAAGCCUUGACUGUGUUGAUGGCCAAGAGCCAGGGCUUCUCCAAAGCUCCUUUUGGCUUCACCUGGUAGGUCCUUGAGUGUUUCCUCCCAAGAGACUUCCUCACAUGCUUCUCUCUGCAGUUUUUGGAGGCAGAGGUAGGGCCCAUCGGGUGUCCUGCGACUUUGCUACUUAGACUUCUACUUUUGUAAAAUUCUCUCCUGUCACUUUUCAGUCUCCGUUUCAGGUCCUUGUUCUGUUGAUCUUUGGCUUUUAGAAUCUCAAAUUCUCUGUCCUGGCAGCUCCCUUGUAGCUGGGACAUUGGGAAGACUUUGAGAUACUGUUGGAUUAAACAUGGAUUCCCUUCUUCUCCCUAGUUUGAUUUUUCUGCCCCUCACCCUUGGGCAGUUGUUUGUAUAGCUCUUAGGUGAAGUAUAAACUUGGUAGCACUUCAGUGUUACUUGGGCCACCAUACGACACAGAGGGGAAAGGGCAGUGACUUACUGGAGAUCUCACAGUUAGAGCUGGCCCAUGGAGCUAAUUCCCCUGACCUUUCUUGCCAUAAAGCUUUUUCUUGCUUGGCCUUUCAGGCAUUGUAGUAUACAUUUCCUGGGCUCCCGAGUCUUGGGCAUAGGGCUCGUGCCUUGAGGAAACAGCUCUGGUCUGGUCCUCUUCCAGGAAUCCAGAGUGCAGUGGAGGGCUGUGGGAAGCUGACAGGAACUAACAGUUUUCACCCCACCAGUGCUGCCCUGUGCUCACCUCGUCCAUCUACAAGAGGCACCCCAAGAGCUACAAGCUAGCUAGUAGGAUCCAGGCUAAGGACUUGGAAAGUAGGGGCUGAGCUCAAGCUUGGUUGCAGGUAUUUGCUGCAGAGACCUCCAACAAGUCUAACAAUUAGACCUGUUACUGCUAUCCUAGAUUACGCUUUCUUUGACUUCAAGACACCAUUAGUGGUAAGACAUCUGACUUAGCGUGUCACUAAGAACCCUCCAGGUAUUACUUUGUAAGGUAUUACUGGUAAAAGAGGAACUGCUUUCUGAGAUACAGCCGUGAAAACCUAGUGUCUUGGGAUGAGUAAAAUCCAGUCCCUUGGCCUGAGUGAUUGUUCACAAGUGUUUGGUGAAAUAGACACUGAGGUAUUCUCCAGGUUCCUCAGACUUGACUCAAAUAAAGCUGAUUUCUUCUGAGUGUACUUUCCUGACAACACCAAGGAGGGGCCAGAAUAUUGAUCCCUGAAGAAAGUUUUUGAGAUGGCCUGGCUGGCCUGAAACUUACCAGAGAUCUGCCUCCCAAGUGUUGAGACUACAGGUGUGCACCAUGGCCACCAUGACGCUGAGCAAAAUGGAGAAAUUUUGAGACUGUGAGAUUCCUUUUGAUUAUUGGGAUCAUUGUAAUCAUGGGGUCCUCAUGCUGGAAAGAACCGACUCCUAACGAGCAGAGGGCUCUGAAAGUUGGAAGAGAGGUGGAUGAGUCAGGGUGCAGGUGGCCUGGAGAGACCAACAGGAGAGCAGAAGACAGGUUUUUCCCAGACAAGUGCAGCCCCACGGUGACAGCCCAGUGAAACUCACUUUGGACCUGUACCGGCUAGAAUUGUAAGAUAAUAAAUUUGUGUCAAGCUGC